AUGAAAUUGGCGGUGUUAUUUUCGGCUGCGAUAGCCAUUGCUGGUGGUGCUGCUGCUGAUUAUUUGCAUGAGAGCAAGGUUGGGCUCACCUUCGACAAGAUCAAGAGAAAUGCUGUAAUCAAUGAUGUUUUUGACGCUUCAGCUUUCACAAAGCCUUCAGAUGACGAAGAUGACAAAUGUCCGCCGUGCUUCAAUUGCAAUUUGCCAAACUUUGAGUGCACUCAAUUCUCCCAAUGUAACACUUUCACCGGAAUGUGUGAGUGCCGUGACGGUUACGGAGGCAUGGACUGUUCGGAGCCAUUGUGUGGAUCCCUUUCCGAUGGCAACAAGAAUCGUCCAGUUCGUGGAAAUGACACUUGUGCAUGUAAAGAUGGCUGGUCAGGUAUUAACUGUAACAUGUGCACUGAUGAUAGUUCAUGUGACGCAUUCAUGCCUGAAGGCUUGAAGGGAACAUGUUACAAGAGCGGAAUCAUUGUUAACAAAUUCCACCAGAUGUGUGAUGUGACCAAUCCUAAGAUCAUCUCCAUUCUCAAUGGGUUAAAACCCCAGGCAACAUUUUCUUGUAACAAGACGGCUGCAACUUGUGACUUUCAAUUCUGGAUCGAACAGGAAGAGUCCUUUUACUGUGACUUGUCCAAGUGUGACUAUCAGUACGAUUUGUCGUCCAACAACACUCAUUACCGGUGUGAGCAAAUGGCAUGUAAGUGUUUGCCAGAGAAGAUGUUAUGUGGCAAAGCUGGGUCCAUUGACAUUUCUGACUUCUUGACCGAGACCAUUCGUGGUCCUGGAGACUUUAGUUGUGAUAUUGAAUCCAAAAACUGCCGCUUUUCGGAGCCUAGUAUGAACGACUUGAUCUCCUCCGUGUUUGGUGAUCCUUAUAUCACUUUGCAUUGUAAGUCCGGUGAAUGUGUUCAUAAGAGUGAGAUUCCCGGCUACGAUAUUCCAGACCACAACAAAUUUAGCUUAAUGAAUCUCCUCACCAUAGCUGCUGUGGGUGUGGUGUGUGUUGUUGGUAUUGCUUCUGCAGUCUAUAACAUUGGCAAGAGUCCGUUGUUCGCAACAUCUGGCUACUCGGAGUACGAAGCGGUUUCUGAUGAACAUAACCCACUCAAUGAGAAUUUCACCCCAACAACAUUGUCUUUUAGCGGGAUCUCAUACACUCUUUCUCUGGGCAACAAAGUACUUAACAAUGUCUAUGGAUUGGUGAGUCCUGGCCAGUGCUUGGCCAUCAUGGGAGGCUCUGGUGCUGGAAAGACAACGUUAUUGGAUAUUUUGGCUGCAAAGAACAAAAGUGGUACCAUAGAAGGAAACAUCUACGUGAACGGCCUGAACUUGAAGAAGAGCGACUAUAAGAAAAUUGUUGGGUUCGUUGACCAGGAAGAUCACCUAAUUCCAACAUUGACUGUCUACGAGACUGUCUUGAACAGUGCGUUAUUGCGAUUGCCCAGAACAAUGACCUUCACUGCUAAAGUGGCCAGAGUGAUUGAGGUCUUGAACGAAUUGAGAAUUUUAAGUAUCAAGGACAGAGUCAUUGGUUCGGACUUCAACAGAGGUAUUUCUGGAGGUGAGAAGAGAAGAGUUUCUAUUGCCUGUGAACUUGUCACUUCCCCUUCAAUUUUGUUCUUGGAUGAGCCAACUUCUGGUUUGGACGCUUACAAUGCCAGAAAUGUAGUGGACAGUUUGGUAAAGUUGGCUAAGGAUUUUAACAGAACCAUCGUCUUCACCAUCCAUCAGCCAAGAAGUAACAUUGUUUCCUUGUUUGACAAAUUAGUUCUCCUCAGCGAGGGAGACUUGAUUUAUUCAGGAGAUAUGAUCAAGUGUAAUGAAUUCUUCGGUAAACAUGGCUAUCAAUGUCCUCUUGGAUACAAUAUUGCAGAUUACUUGAUUGACAUCACAGUUGAUCAUAAGAGAAUCAUCAGAGUGCCUGGAGAAGGCACAGAUGCCCAUGCGGCGUUCGUUUCUAACCCAACCAAUAGUGAUAUUGAUAUAACUCGGGAGUGGGAACAUUAUGCUGUUCAUCGUGAUGAGUAUAAUUACCAGCCAGUUGGAACGUCGAAGGAUAAUGGAGAUUCUUUAGUGCAAAUCAGCAACAAGUUGCCUCAGAUGUUUGAUGAAUCGGUUGCUGCUAUUGAGCUUAGACAGGAAAUUGAAGAGCUCCAGAACAAUGCUUCUGAUUUGGAUUUGCUGCACCACUUGUUAAAGAAAGCGAGCUUCUUCACUCAGUUGUGGAUUUUGUGUUCGAGAACUUUCAAGAAUUUGUACAGAAACCCCAAGCUUCUUUUGACCAACUAUGCCUUGUCUUUGCUAGUUGGUCUUUUUUGUGGCGUUUUAUACUACAAUGUCACCAAUGAUAUCAGCGGAUUUCAGAACAGACUUGGUUUGUUCUUCUUUAUUUUGGCCUUAUUUGGAUUCUCCUCUUUGACUGGGUUACAUUCUUUUGCCCAAGAAAGGAUUAUCUUCAUUCGUGAAAGAGCAAACAACUACUACCACCCGUCCAGUUACUACAUCAGCAAAAUGGUUUGCGACUUACUCCCAUUGAGAGUAUUACCACCAAUUAUCAUGCUUAGUAUUUUGUAUCCAUUGGUGGGAUUGACAAUGGAUCACAAUGGUUUCUUGAAGGCUCUCGCUGUAUUGGUCCUUUUCAAUGUUGCGGUGGCAAUUGAAGUGUUGAUCGUGGGUAUUUUGAUAAAAGACUCGGGAACCUCUACUAUUGUUGCAGUGUUGAUCCUUCUCUUCUCGCUUUUGUUUGCCGGGUUGUUCAUCAAUAGCGAUGACUUGAAAGUUGAGACUAAGUGGUUGCAAUGGAUUUCCCUUUUCCACUAUGCUUAUGAGGCGUUGGCCAUCAACGAAGUCAAGGAUUUGAUUUUGAAGGAGAAAAAGUACGGUCUCAGUAUUGAGGUUCCAGGAGCGGUCAUUCUCAGUACAUUUGGAUUCAACGUUUCUGCUUUCUGGAAUGAUGUUUCCUACCUUCUUGGAUGGGCAUUGGUGUUUUUGGCGCUUGGUUACGUCUUCUUACACUUCUUCACCGUUGAAAGGAGAUAA
Sungouiella intermedia is the source of this 3042-nucleotide messenger RNA. NCBI's taxonomy places the organism in Eukaryota, Fungi, Ascomycota, Pichiomycetes, Serinales, Metschnikowiaceae. The record is from the annotation of a GenBank genome assembly.